Molecule: messenger RNA, 867 nt
Organism: Lolium rigidum
Lineage: Eukaryota; Viridiplantae; Streptophyta; Magnoliopsida; Poales; Poaceae
Product: probable tRNA-splicing endonuclease subunit Sen2
Exons: 1
Coding region: 1-867 (288 amino acids)
Biological process (GO): tRNA splicing, via endonucleolytic cleavage and ligation; tRNA-type intron splice site recognition and cleavage
Cellular component (GO): tRNA-intron endonuclease complex
Molecular function (GO): tRNA-intron lyase activity; nucleic acid binding
Source: RefSeq, a predicted model, not a curated record
AUGUCAUGUCCGAGAUGGAAGAAGGGCAAAGACGGCAAGGAUUUCUCAGCUCUAGCAGCAGCUAGCCCCAUGUCAAGCAUUGUUGCCGAGCUCCAGUCUUCACUGAAACGAUCUAGACCCGUGGCAACUAUAUCUAGCCACGGCAAGGACGCUAUUCUUGGAGUGAGUCCACAUCAAGCUAUCCUCCUGAACCAAGCUGCCUUUGGCCGGUUCGUGGAAAAUGCCGGAGCAGAGAAACAGUGGUUCCAGCUGGGCGCCGAGGAGGUCUUCUACCUUUGCCAUGCUUUGAAGUGCGUUGUGGUCGAGUCGGAGAGCGGGAAGCAGAUGAGUGAAGGGGAGCUAUGGGAUCACUUGUGCUCCGCAUCAGAGUCGUUUCCUGAGAUGUACAAAGCAUACUCACAUCUCAGAUCAAAGAACUGGGUAGUGCGGUCAGGUUUGCAGUAUGGUACAGAUUUUAUAGCUUACCGUCAUCACCCAGCGCUCGUACACUCAGAGUUUGCCGUGGUUGUGGUUCCAGAAGGAGCAGAGCUUGGCGGUAGGUGUGGCCGCCUGAAGGUGUGGUCCGAUCUACUAUGUGCACUCCGAGCUUCCGGCAGUGUGGCCAAGACACUGCUGGUUCUGACAAUCUCCAGCAGUAUCUGUGAACUGGGAUCGCCAGAUUGUUUGGAGCAGCUGUUUGUUCAUGAGAGGACAAUUACAAGGUGGAUAGCGCAGCAGUGCCGUGAGCAGCGAUGUGAACCAUGCAGAGUAGAACCAAGUAAGGAAGAAGAAGGUCACACAAGAGAAACUGUAGUCUUAAACUAUUGGGGUGUAAUACUAGGCUUCACGGUUCUUUCUACCCUACUUGUAUACAAGCUGAGAUUCUGA